GUUAGCUUGUCGGUGUCAGAUCAUAGGCGUAUAAACGUUUGUAUGUUAAUGUGUCAAAUGUGAGGAGAGCAGCACAGACUCACUGAUUAGACAGCUGACAGCUUCCGGCCGUUAAUUAGACAUGGAGGUGACGGAGGAGGAGCAGCGGCGGCAGGUGGAGGAGCAGGUGGAGACACUGCUGAGCGGUCAGGGGUCAGAGGUCAGCGGGUGUGACGUGGGCCUGGAGCAGAGUAAACCAGCAACUCUGAGGAAGAACGUCACCUACAUCGUCUGCGCCGUGAUCUUCAACGACAAGGAGGAGGUGCUGAUGGUGCAGGAGGCAAAGCAGGACUGUUAUAAGCAGUGGUACCUGCCUGCAGGGAGGGUGGAGGUGGGGGAGAGCCUAGAGGAGGCGCUGAAGAGAGAGGUGAAGGAGGAGGCGGGGUUUGACUGUGAGCCAAUCACCUUGCUGCUGAUCCAGGAGCAGGGACCACAGUGGAUCCGCUUCAUCUUCCUGGCCAAAGUCACGGGUGGGAGUUUAAAGAGUCUCUCAGCAGCAGAUCAGGAGUCUCUUCAAGCGUCCUGGUGGGACAGACAGUCUGUCCUCCCUCUGAGAGGACGAGAUAUCCUCCGUCUCAUCGACUGUGGCCUCAAGUACCGUCAGAAUCCCUGGCACCCUGUCACGUUACCUGUAGACCUGAGCUGCCGUCACGUGGUGCAGAGACUCGUCCUGGUCUUCACCAACGCUGAGCAGCAGGUCUGGGUCCUGCUCGUCAAAGCCCCGAUGCUCCACCUCCCCACAGCGGCGGCGGUGAAGACUCACGCGGUGACGUGGGCGGCCAACAUGGUGGUGCAGGACGCCAUGCCGUCAGUGUACUACGACCAAGACGUCAACACGCUGGGCGUGUUCAGCCUGCAGCACAACGGCCGACAGCACGGGAAGACGGACGGCGUGUGCUUCAACUCGCUGGUGGCGCUGGUGCCCGACCACGUCCAACGCGACGAGGACGGGGAGAAGGUGCAGCGGACGAGGACGGGGCGGCCCCCGCCUGUAGAUAACCCUCGAUACGUCUGGCACGAAGUCCAGAAACAGACGCUGAGAGAGAAACUGCUAGAGAAGACCCGGAACACCUCCGUCGUACCGAUGCACAGCCUGUACUGAGCCAAUCACAGGCCUUCACCUCGCCACUCGCACUGCGGGGACACACCUUUAUUCUAAUCUUAUGUAUCAGUGGCACUGCAGUGAGAGCUGAAUGUGAACGGAGCAAUAAUAUAUUCAUGUUUUUUAUUUUAUAAGAAAUAUUCAGAUUUAAAUGCGUUAAAUAAACAUGUCAGUAGUUUGGA
Molecule: messenger RNA, 1323 nt
Organism: Chelmon rostratus (copperband butterflyfish)
Lineage: Eukaryota; Metazoa; Chordata; Actinopteri; Chaetodontiformes; Chaetodontidae
Gene: nudt18
Product: nudix (nucleoside diphosphate linked moiety X)-type motif 18
Exons: 7
Coding region: 122-1141 (339 amino acids)
Molecular function (GO): 8-oxo-dGDP phosphatase activity; magnesium ion binding; 8-oxo-GDP phosphatase activity
Source: RefSeq, a predicted model, not a curated record